UGAAUUUGUUGCGAGUAUUCAAAAGUGUUUUCAGCUUGUUUUAGCGGCAAUUAUAGCAUUGUUAUGAUUGAUAGACAAUUUUCAAAGACAAUGGGACGUCGGAAGUGCAUUCUUUGUGGAGUUAGCAGUGAAAAAACCUUCCACAGGUUUCCUAGUGAUAAGAAAAAACAAGAAGAAUGGUGCACUAUCCUCAAUAUUGACAUAAAUGAUUUACCACUUCACUUCACUUCAAUAGAAGGCAAAAGAACUCAACUAAAGCAUUCAGCAGUUCCAUCAGCAGAGCCUUUGAGGCAAACAGAGUAAGUCCUUAAUUAUAUUUAGCUAUUGGAUGAAAUGGAAUAUUUUGUUGCUAUACUUUUACUU
This is a messenger RNA of Acanthoscelides obtectus, 363 nucleotides long. NCBI's taxonomy places the organism in Eukaryota, Metazoa, Arthropoda, Insecta, Coleoptera, Chrysomelidae. The record is from the annotation of a GenBank genome assembly.